Molecule: messenger RNA, 1494 nt
Organism: Aspergillus tanneri
Lineage: Eukaryota; Fungi; Ascomycota; Eurotiomycetes; Eurotiales; Aspergillaceae
Product: UPF0187 domain membrane protein
Exons: 7
Coding region: 1-1494 (497 amino acids)
Molecular function (GO): chloride channel activity
Source: RefSeq, a predicted model, not a curated record
AUGGAAGGCAAUUCUGCCCCCCCUGCGGAAGUAGCAGGUUCUACCGGAGACGCUCCUCCUCCUGUUCCAUCGAAUAUCCAUUCUCAUGCAGUUCAUAACGAUCAGGGAACUGCUCUUCUGGACAAUAAAUCUUUGACCUCGAGUCGUCCUGCAAACUUAACGCCCCGUCCGACCUUCUUGGAGAACCUCGCCAAUUCUCGUGACUCACAAUUCAUGCUCGAUCGACGCAAUUCCAGCGAGAUAGAUCGCUACUUUCAUGGUCCCCGAGACCUUGAGAAACACUCUAAAUGGCCGACUUUUCUUCGAAUGCACGGCAGCGUCUUGCCCAAGAUGAUUCUUCCGCUCUCCUUUAUCGCUGCUUGGGCUACAGUGAUAACCUGCAUUUCCAAAUUUGUACAUAACAUUGGAAUCAACAACAUUCUCCUCACAGUCACCGGUUUUGUUGUUGGCCUGGCCCUGUCCUUUAGAAGCUCCACUGCAUACGAAAGGUGGGCUGAUGGACGCAAGUACUGGUCACUACUCAUCCAGACUUCGCGUAACCUCGCUCGUACCAUCUGGAUCAACACCAGAGAGCGAGAGGGAGAGCUGGGCAAAGAGGACCUGCUGGCAAAACUGACGGCCAUGAAUCUUAUUCUGGCGUUUGCAGUUGCCCUCAAACAUAAGCUGCGAUUCGAACCUGACGUGGCCUAUGAAGACCUUGCGGGUCUAGUCGGAUAUCUCGACACGUUCGCCAAAGAAGCCCAUGAUCCCCAGGUCCUCAAACCGCGGGAGAAAUCUAUUUGGAAAGCGGCAGGAGAAUACUUAGGCGUCUCAUUUGCGGAAUCCAAUCCCAGGAAGCUGAUCAAGCGGUCGAAAAAGCCAUUAGGACAUUUGCCGCUGGAAAUCCUUAACCACAUUUCUGCCUAUCUCGACAGGUGCAUUGCAAAUGACACUUUGAAUGUCAGCCUUCAUCAGGGCCAGGCCAUUACUGCCCUGUCUACUCUCAAUGAAGUGGUCACCGGAACCGAACGUGUUCUAGAUACACCUCUUCCAGCAGCUUACAGCAUUGCCAUCGCUCAAAUUGCUUGGCUUUAUGUCUUGGCCCUCCCAUUCCAACUAUAUGACGCUCUUCAAUGGGUCACGAUUCCCGGCUCUAUCAUUGCUGGAUAUAUCAUCCUUGGACUCGCCACGAUUGGCAGCGAAAUUGAGAAUCCGUUCGGCCAAGAUGUUAACGACUUACCAUUGGACACGUACUGCCGGCAGAUCGCCCUGGAACUGGAUAUCAUCACUGCUAUGCCUCCCCCGAAGGUUGACGACUUCGGCACUCGUGACGAGAACCUUGUGCUGUACCCUUUGAGUACUGAUGGAUAUGCUGAUUGGAAGAAUCGCAGUGUUGAGGAAAUCCGUGCUGCGCUGAAGACCAAAGUAUUAGCGAAUACCCCCCCUCCCACAUUCUCGGACAUUUCCACCAUGGUUGGGAGUGAGGGAAGCAUGGAGAGCAAGCAUUGCGUGUGA